Messenger RNA from Rangifer tarandus platyrhynchus (Svalbard reindeer), 714 nucleotides. Lineage: Eukaryota; Metazoa; Chordata; Mammalia; Artiodactyla; Cervidae. The record is from the annotation of a GenBank genome assembly.
AUGCCUUCCCUGCCCGGGCCAUUCCAUGGGAGACACGCUGGAUCCCCAGCCUGGGAUGCAGUGUGGAAGCAUAUCGCCUGCUCGCUGUCCAAGGUGACCUGUCGUCUCAUGGGGUUGGCCUACGAGCCUCUGGAAACCCGGCAGCUCCCUUACCACCUGAUGUGGGCCCCAACUCUGGGCAACAGGGCCAAGUGGAGGGGGCACAGUGCGGACGAGUCGGGAGCCGGGCCUCCCCCACCCCUGCGCUCGCGAUUGGCUCGGGGAGAAGGAUGGGCUGCCGCGGCUGCAGCACCAUCUCUCUGGGAGCCGCACGGGGCGCACCGUACCCGGGAGCCGCGACCCUGCGCCCACGGCCGCCGUCGCCAGCCCGGCCCGAGGGGCUCCGCGGUGAGUCCCACUCAGCCCGCCCGGCCCCCCGCAAACUUGCCGGCGGCCGUGGUGGGGGUGUGCCCGCGGCGAGGGGAAGCCAUGGUGCCGGCGCCGCGUGGCUCCAGCUGGGGGUGCUUCGGAGUUUUCUCUUGGCUCGUGGCAUCGUCCGCAUUUGGAAAACUGCAGAGCCAGCAGACAGCAGGGCCGGGAGGGCGCGUCCAACCGCGAUGCGAGAACUUUGACAUGCGGGCGUUUUGCAAGGAAGCGGUGCCUGCAGUCACUGCCGGGGUGCACGAGGGUCGAGGUGCUGCGGUGGGGGCCGCGGGGUCUGAGGGGAAGGCGUGA